UUCAGCGCCUCCGUCUGAUGAGAGGAUUGAUUCGGCAGCACAGCGCCGUUACAAUUUGCAAUGGCUGCAGCUUUGUCCCGUGCUCUCAAAUUGCCUGGGAAGAAGGGCUCGGAGCUUGGAGAGUAUGACCCCCUCACUCAGGCCGACAGUGAGGACGAGAGCGAGGAGGACGACCUGGUCCUCAACUAUCCCCGUAAUGGUCUGGGGAGGGGCAACUGCAUGGGUACAGGUACCUCAGAGCUGAGAGGGAGCAGAACAGGGAGGCUCGUAGGGGAUGACGAGGAGGCAGAGGAGGAAGAGGAGGAUGAAGAUGAGUGGAGAGAACAGCUCCCUGGAAAAAAGAGGCAGGAGAGAGAGGAGAAGGGCAUGCAGUACUGGAGCCAGAGGGAGACAAACAGGGAUGAGGGAGUAGAGGAUGGAGGGGGGCUUGGGGCCUCUGGUGGCCCUGGAUUGGGUGUCAGUGCCAGUGCUGACCCGGACGGGAAGAAGGCUAAGGUGAGGGGAGCCAUCCGGGCAGCGUUUUUCCUGGUGCCUCUGGUCUGUGCCAUGCUGGUGGUGCUGCUGUGUGCCUUUCUGGUGCCUUGUCAGCAUGGGGAACUGGACAAACGGCCACAGUGGGAGAAAGAGCUGGGUGAUCAUGUGGGAGGUGUUACCCCACCUCCUCUUGCACUGUGGGAUGUUGACAAUGACUCAGUUGAGGAUGUGCUAAUAGGAGUCACUCAAAAGAGCAACAAUACCCAUCUCUCCCGUUCUGUGGGGAACAACAAAGAGUACAGUGUGGUGGCCCUAUCUGCAUUCAGUGGUGAGGUGCUUUGGAGGAGGGUCCUCAGGGAUCCUGUGGAGUCCAUCCAGUGUGGGCUGCAGUACGAAGCCCACCCAUCACCACUGCCAGCAGGGGGCGCUGCCCUCAGAGCCCUCCCUAACAGCGCCAUUCCCCUAUCUGCCCAGAGAGACAGAGCUCGCGGCCCCGUGUGUCUGCUCAUCGAGUCUGCACACCUCACUGCUGUCAACGGCACCACAGGGAAGAAGCUGUGGUCAGUAGCACCAGGGGAGAUCCAGUCCCAGGCAGUUUCUCUGCCAGAUCUCCAAGGUGACUCUGUUCCUGACUUGCUGAUUGCCACUUUACCUGCUGACCAGGUGUCUGACCUCUCACUGCUCCUGCUGUCUGGGCUGACUGGAGCUCUGCUUGGACAUCCCGUGACCUUUAACCUCACGACCUUUAAUGUCUCUGGAAAGCUGAUUGGUCCCCUGUUUCAUGAGACACAGCUGGGGGCAUAUUACAUUUUAUUUGGACUAGGCACUGUAGAGGCUGUAUCCCUGGGAGAUAUUUACACUCGGGCUACUGGAAAAACACCCAUAUCCCCUGGUCUGAGACUGAAGGACCCCGGCUGGGAGAAGCUUAGGAAAACCAACUCCUCCCUCAUACACAUCUCCAGUGGAACUGAGCAAGUGGAGUUCUUGGUCCCCCUAGUGGCUGGCUUGUGUAACAACCACAACAGCCUGGACACUAUCUCCAACCUCAACUCCAGCCGCAGUGACUGGGUGCUGGUGUGUGGCAAGCUCUCCAGCAAGCUCUCUGUGCUGAGAGAGAAGGACGCACACACCGAGUGGACUCUUACCUCCUCAGCCAUACACAGUCGUCCAGCACCAGGCCAAUUCAACGAUGAUGGAAUCCCAGAUCUCCUCAUACAGAAGUCUGGCGCCCCUAGAAUGAGAAAAGUUCAGGUGGUUGAUGGAGCCAGUGGGCGUAGUCUGUGGGAGACAGAGUUUAUUUGUCCACGCCUUGACCUGGAAGGUACCUCAAUCAUGACAUCUGGUCAAUCAGCUUUCCUUUUCUGGGCCGGUGACCCCGUAAGACCACCAAAGAACCUCACCAAGACAACUGUGGCACCAGGGGCGGUUCAAGCCAUGCCAGUCAUCCGAAAGCUCUACAUGUUACAUCCUGCAUAUCCCACAAUCCUCCUGGAGCUCGCCAGCACCACAGACACCAUUCUUACUGCUGCAGUGAGUUACCAGGAGCCGCAGAAGGAUGCCUCCUACAUUACUGUGUCCUCCCGGCCUACCUCUGGCCUGGGGCCUGGGUCUCGGGUGGUGAAGAGCACGAGCCUCAGGGCAGCAAUCACUGCUGGACAGAUUGUGAGGCUGGGAGAGAGCAGCACCGCAGGGGUACCAGUCAGACCUGGAGUAUUUGAGAUAAACAAGUUCUUCAGGCGUCUCACCUUCAAAAACCAUUAGGUAAAAGUUGAGGGAACAAGAGGAGUUAUCAUUUGCUGGUUCUACAUGAUCCGAGGGAAACCACUGGCGGGACCAAACCUGUGGAAACCCCAUGAUACACACCAAGUGAAGGAGAUUUAUCUCAAGCUGUUUACAUUUCCACUUUUGUCCAAAGUACGAUUUUAAUUUAUAUUAUUACUCAUCUCACUUGCUGAAAUAUAUUUAUUUUGCUGUAUUUGUAUUAUAUGUGUAUAUAUUAUGAGUUGACUUAUUUAUUUAUGACCAGUCCUUUUUAUUUAAUAUUGAAUUUAAUAUAUCAUUGACUAUUUACCUUGUUUGGGGUGAAUGGAAAUCAAAAUAUGGAAGUAAGUACAUAGAAUAAACUUCUGGAGAUCAAGCACAAUGAUUUGAAAGGUAGGGGUGUAGGUGGAAGGUGUCCAAUGGCACCUCACUCGUUUAGUAUAUUUUUAAUCUACAGAAUGAGAGGCAAUUACCCAGUUCAUUCCUCCAAAUACAUUCAUUCCCCUCUCAUAUGCACUUUUUUGAAUUAGGUAAUUGUGGUCUGUGUUCAAGCAGAAUUACCCAGUUAUGUAAAGGGGGCCUGUACAUAUUUUGGCUGUGGGGUAUGUUGAGCCAUUGUUUUACAUUCAGCAUCACUACAUCAAGAGAAAUACUGUAUUCGUUCCAACAUUGAUAUCUACAUAUAUUUCAGGAUGUUGUGUAUCCCUGAAAAUAAUCAGAAUUCAUGUAAAUAUUUAAGUUUUGAAAACAGCUCAUAAAAAAAGUGUCUUGUUGGCACAAUUUACCCUGGGUAUGCAUAAGGACAGGGUGAGUUGAGCUGCCUUGGGGUAAGUGGGUGCUGGUAGGUCAAAGUUUCAUUCAUGGAAUGGGGGUGUGGUGUUUUGUGUAUCUGAAAUGUAUGUCUACAAUCAGAUAUAUAUCAGUCUAUUCAACAUCAUCAACACUUCCAUUUCAUGACCAGUUGUCAGGGAUGUUGUUUCCAUGUGCCAAUUCACAGGCAAGUUCUCUGCAUGAGGCUACAUAGCCCAUAAAUGCAAAAAUAUAUAAAUAAUUGUGUACUAAGCCCACGAAACUGGUCUGCGAGAUUCUUGAUAUGUUUAGCAAGCUCAGGCUGACAUCAGAUAAGACCUUGUGUGCCUCUGCUACUUGGUCACAUGAUUAAUGUUGUUGUAUGGUUUCUUAGAAACAAGGGGUGGCUAAUCUAACUUUAUGGCUCAAUUUACCCCACUCUCUCCGACAGUAUUUAUUGAUAAGCUACUUACUGAAAGGUUUACAUUUCUUUAAUCAAUAACUAUUGUAGUGAUGAUACAUUAUUACCGAGUGCCAUGUGUGGUAACUGUGCAUCUUAUUGCCAUUGGUAUUUGUAAAUAUUAAUAUUGCUGAAAUACUAGAAAACAUUUACAGAUCACAUGAAUAAAUAAAUGUACUGCUGCAAUUCUUGCUGCUACAAAUGUAGUGUUUUGUAAUACAACUGUACUACGGAUUCAGCUCCGUUCGCAAUAAAUUAUCAUAAAAACA
Molecule: messenger RNA, 3753 nt
Organism: Oncorhynchus masou masou (cherry salmon)
Lineage: Eukaryota; Metazoa; Chordata; Actinopteri; Salmoniformes; Salmonidae
Product: protein FAM234B-like
Exons: 13
Coding region: 61-2235 (724 amino acids)
Molecular function (GO): protein binding
Source: RefSeq, a predicted model, not a curated record